AUGUCUGCUAAAUCAAUUCGCGAAGCUGACGGGAAGGCUAUCCUCAAUUACCAUCUCACUCGUUCCGCCGUCAUCUCUGAGUCUCCUUUGCCUCCCCCUCCUCACAAUGCACCAGCAAAACUUGCCUCCAUCACCUUUCCUGAAGGUUCGUCUCCAGCAGCUAUCUUAGAUGCUGCUGAGCAGCAAUACCCAUGGCUGCUCGAGCAAGGUGCCAAGUUUGUCGCAAAGCCUGAUCAACUCAUCAAGAGACGUGGAAAGGCUGGAUUGUUAGCAUUGAACAAGAAUUGGGCCGAUGCACGUGCUUGGAUUCAGGAGAGAGCCGGAUCGGAGGUCCAGGUAGAGGUUGUCAAGGGCUACCUGAGAACUUUCUUGGUUGAGCCCUUUUGCCCGCACAAGCCUGAGGAGGAAUAUUAUAUCAACAUCCAUUCCGUCAGAGAAGGUGACUGGAUUCUCUUUACCCAUGAGGGUGGUGUGGAUGUUGGCGAUGUGGAUGCAAAAGCUGAGAAACUUUUGAUUCCGGUUGAUCUGAAACAAUACCCCUCAAAUGAAACUAUUGCGUCCACCCUUCUCAAAAAGGUUCCCUCAGGAGUACAUAAUGUGUUGGUCGACUUCAUUACAAGAUUAUACGCUGUCUAUGUCGACUGCCAAUUUACCUACCUUGAGAUCAACCCCUUGGUGGUCAUUCCCAACGAGGACAAGACCUCAGCCGAGGUCCACUUCUUGGAUCUUGCUGCAAAACUCGAUCAAACAGCCGAGUUUGAGUGCGGAGCAAAAUGGGCAGUCGCCCGAAGCCCUAUAGCCCUCGGCCUCAGACCAGUUGCCGGAAACAGCACCACCGUCUCUAUCGACGCUGGUCCGCCAAUGGAAUUCCCAGCUCCCUUUGGUCGUGAACUUUCUAAGGAAGAGGCGUACAUUGCUGAGCUUGACGCUAAGACUGGUGCCUCGCUUAAGUUGACUGUUCUUAACCCAGUUGGGCGAGUUUGGACUCUUGUCGCUGGUGGUGGCGCCUCAGUAGUCUACGCUGAUGCCAUUGCUUCAUCUGGAUUUGCCAGCGAAUUGGCUAACUAUGGAGAAUACUCCGGCGCUCCUACUGAGGGACAAACAUACCUCUAUGCUCGCACAGUCUUUGAUCUGAUGCUGCGAGCUCCUAUCCACCCAGAUGGUCGUGUCCUCUUCAUUGGUGGUGGUAUUGCCAACUUUACUAAUGUUGCCUCGACUUUCAAGGGCGUCAUCCGCGCUCUCCGUGAGUUUGCUCCUGUGUUCAUUGAGCACAAGGUUCAAAUCUGGGUCCGCCGUGCUGGGCCCAACUACCAAGAAGGCCUGAAGAACAUCAAGAAUGUUGGACAAGAGCUGAAGCUUGAUAUGCACGUCUACGGGCCUGAAUGCCAUGUUUCUGGUAUUGUUCCAAUGGCGCUUCUUGGAAAGAACCCCGGAAAUAUUCAGGAGUACUCGGGGUAAAAAGGUAUUUAAUGUGCGGGGAAGCAAAACAUAGAGUUAGCUGUUUUUAUUAGGUUUUCAGCAUUCAGAAUUAUUAUUUUUCUUGGGGGAAUACCAAAAGCAAAUGGUCGCUUCCCAAAAUUCUGGUCAUGAAGGGGACAUUUAAAUAUAACAUGAUCUUUU
Messenger RNA from Tuber melanosporum (Perigord truffle), 1620 nucleotides. RefSeq lists its product as uncharacterized. Bases 1 to 1458 code for a protein of 485 amino acids. Gene Ontology annotation, cellular component: succinate-CoA ligase complex. The record is from RefSeq and is a predicted model, not a curated record. Gene Ontology annotation, biological process: tricarboxylic acid cycle; succinyl-CoA metabolic process. Gene Ontology annotation, molecular function: succinate-CoA ligase (ADP-forming) activity. Lineage: Eukaryota; Fungi; Ascomycota; Pezizomycetes; Pezizales; Tuberaceae. The transcript has 7 exons.